GACAACGUUCAUGGCUCUCGGGUAGAACCCAGUGAAACGGCCAGAAUGAAUUCUAUGGACAGGCACAUCCAGCAGACCAACGACCGACUGCAGUGCAUCAAGCAGCACUUACAGAAUCCUGCCAACUUCCACAAUGCCGCCACAGAGCUGCUGGACUGGUGUGGAGACCCCCGAGCCUUCCAGCGCCCCUUCGAGCAGAGCCUGAUGGGCUGCCUGACGGUGGUCAGUCGGGUGGCUGCCCAGCAAGGGUUUGACCUGGACCUUGGCUACAGACUGCUGGCUGUGUGCGCCGCAAACCGAGACAAGUUCACUCCGAAGUCUGCUGCACUGCUGUCCUCUUGGUGUGAGGAGCUCGGCCGGCUGCUGCUGCUCCGCCAUCAGAAGAGCCGCCAGAGUGACCCCCCCGGGAAACUCCCCAUGCAGCCCCCCCUCAACUCCAUGAGCUCCAUGAAACCCACUCUGUCGCACAGUGAUGGGUCGUUCCCCUAUGACUCUGUUCCUUGGCAACAGAACACCAACCAGCCUCCAGGCUCCCUCUCCGUGGUCACUACGGUUUGGGGAGUGACCAAUACAUCCCAGAGCCAGGUCCUCGGGAACCCGAUGGCCAGUGCCAACAACCCCAUGAAUCCCGGUGGCAAUCCCAUGGCGUCGGGCAUGACCACCAGCAACCCCGGCCUGAGCUCCCCUCAAUUCGCCGGGCAGCAGCAGCAGUUCUCGGCCAAGGCCGGCCCUGCUCAGCCCUACCUCCAGCAGGGCAUGUAUGGGCGACCCAACUACCCUGGCAGCGGGGGCUUUGGGGCCAGCUACCCUGGGGGUCCCAGUGCCCCUGCAGGCAUGGGCAUCCCACCACACACCAGGCCACCUGCUGACUUCACUCAGCCAGCAGCUGCUGCAGCCGCCGCUGCAGUAGCAGCAGCAGCAGCCACGGCCACAGCCACAGCCACAGCCACGGUGGCAGCCCUGCAGGAGACACAGAACAAGGACAUAAACCAGUAUGGACCGAUGGGUCCCACCCAGGCGUAUAACAGCCAAUUCAUGAACCAGCCCGGGCCACGGGGGCCUGCCUCCAUGGGGGGCAGCAUGAACCCUGCCAGCAUGGCAGCUGGCAUGGCGCCCUCAGGAAUGAGUGGUCCUCCCAUGGGCAUGAACCAGCCCCGGCCACCUGGCAUCAGCCCCUUUGGCACACAUGGGCAACGGAUGCCCCAGCAGACCUACCCAGGCCCCCGGCCACAGUCCCUUCCCAUCCAGAGCAUAAAGAGGCCAUACCCAGGAGAGCCCAACUAUGGAAACCAGCAGUAUGGACCAAACAGCCAGUUCCCCGCCCAGCCAGGCCAGUACCCCACCCCCAACCCACCACGGCCGCUCACCUCUCCCAACUACCCUGGACAAAGGAUGCCGAGCCAGCCAAGCAGCGGGCAAUACCCACCCCCUACGGUCAACAUGGGGCAGUAUUACAAGCCGGAACAGUUUAAUGGACAAAAUAACGCCUUCUCGGGAAGCAGCUACAGUAACUACAGCCAGGGGAACGUCAAUAGGCCUCCAAGGCCAGUUCCUGUGGCAAAUUAUCCCCACUCACCUGUUCCAGGGAACCCUACACCCCCCAUGACCCCAGGGAGCAGUAUCCCCCCAUACCUGUCCCCCAGUCAAGACGUUAAGCCUCCGUUCCCACCUGACAUCAAGCCAAAUAUGAGUGCUCUGCCUCCCCCCCCAGCCAACCACAAUGACGAGCUGCGCCUCACCUUCCCCGUGCGGGACGGUGUGGUGUUGGAGCCCUUCCGCCUAGAGCACAACCUGGCCGUCAGCAACCACGUCUUUCACCUGCGGCCCACCGUCCACCAGACGCUGAUGUGGAGGUCUGACUUGGAACUGCAGUUCAAGUGCUACCACCACGAGGACCGGCAGAUGAACACCAACUGGCCGGCCUCAGUGCAGGUCAGCGUGAACGCCACCCCCCUGACCAUCGAGCGUGGCGACAACAAGACGUCCCACAAGCCCCUGCACCUCAAGCACGUGUGCCAGCCAGGCCGGAACACCAUACAGAUCACCGUCACAGCCUGCUGUUGUUCUCACCUGUUCGUGCUGCAGCUGGUCCACCGGCCCUCCGUGCGCUCCGUGCUGCAGGGCCUCCUCAAGAAGCGUCUCCUGCCCGCCGAGCACUGUAUCACAAAGAUCAAGCGGAAUUUCAGCAGCGUGGCUGCCUCAUCAGGCAACACAACCCUCAACGGGGAGGAUGGUGUGGAGCAGACAGCUAUCAAGGUGUCUCUGAAGUGCCCCAUCACGUUCCGGCGCAUCCAGCUGCCUGCCCGAGGCCACGACUGCAAGCAUGUCCAGUGCUUUGAUCUGGAGUCAUACUUACAGCUGAAUUGUGAGAGAGGGACCUGGAGAUGUCCUGUGUGCAAUAAAACCGCUCUGCUUGAGGGCCUGGAAGUGGAUCAGUACAUGUGGGGGAUCCUGAAUGCCAUCCAACACUCCGAGUUUGAGGAGGUCACCAUCGACCCCACGUGCAGCUGGCGGCCAGUGCCCAUUAAGUCAGACCUGCACAUCAAGGACGACCCUGAUGGCAUCCCCUCCAAGCGCUUUAAGACCAUGAGCCCUAGCCAGAUGAUCAUGCCCAACGUCAUGGAGAUGAUCGCGGCCCUGGGCCCUGGCCCGUCCCCCUACCCGCUCCCGCCGCCUCCUGGGGGCACCAGCUCCAGUGACUACAGCAGCCAAGGAAACAACUACCAAGGUCAUGGCAACUUUGACUUCCCCCAUGGGAACCCUGGUGGGACGUCCAUGAACGACUUCAUGCAUGGGCCCCCCCAGCUCUCCCACCCCCCGGACAUGCCCAACAACAUGGCUGCGCUGGAGAAGCCUCUCAGCCACCCCAUGCAGGAAACUAUCCCCCACGCUGGCAGCUCUGACCAGCCCCAUCCCUCCAUUCAGCAAGGCUUGCACGUACCACACCCCAGCAGCCAGGCAGGGCCUCCAUUACAUCACAGCGGGGCUCCUCCUUCCCAGCCACCCCGGCAACCACCACAGGCCGCUCCCAGCAACCAUCCACACAGUGACCUGACCUUUAACCCCUCCUCAGCCUUAGAGGGUCAGGCCGGAGCGCAGGGAGCGUCCGACAUGCCGGAGCCUUCGCUGGAUCUCCUUCCAGAACUCACAAACCCUGAUGAGCUCCUCUCGUACCUGGACCCCCCUGACCUGCCGAGCAAUAGUAACGAUGACCUUCUGUCCCUCUUUGAGAACAACUGAAGGCCACACCUCUCAGGCCAGCCCAUCACUCUGCCUCCUUCCCCAUCUGCCCUUGCACUUUCCACCUGGAAGCCGGGCCUCUGCACCACCCUCACCUGCACCUUGGGCUCAGGGUGGGAGCUCUUCCCUUCUGCAGAACGAGGGGCUGGGGGAG
This is a messenger RNA of Elephantulus edwardii (Cape elephant shrew), 3394 nucleotides long. RefSeq names its product zinc finger, MIZ-type containing 1 (gene ZMIZ1). Lineage: Eukaryota; Metazoa; Chordata; Mammalia; Macroscelidea; Macroscelididae. The coding region runs from base 46 to 3240 and encodes 1064 amino acids. The record is from RefSeq and is a predicted model, not a curated record. The transcript has 21 exons. Gene Ontology annotation, biological process: regulation of transcription by RNA polymerase II; protein sumoylation. Gene Ontology annotation, molecular function: zinc ion binding; SUMO ligase activity.